Molecule: messenger RNA, 2685 nt
Organism: Rasamsonia emersonii CBS 393.64
Lineage: Eukaryota; Fungi; Ascomycota; Eurotiomycetes; Eurotiales; Trichocomaceae
Product: Gamma-tubulin complex protein 2 (Eurofung)
Exons: 3
Coding region: 1-2685 (894 amino acids)
Biological process (GO): mitotic cell cycle; spindle assembly; microtubule nucleation
Cellular component (GO): mitotic spindle pole body; centrosome; spindle pole
Molecular function (GO): microtubule minus-end binding; gamma-tubulin binding
Source: RefSeq, a predicted model, not a curated record
AUGAGCGGACCACGACCCCGCGUCGCCUCGACUCGCGCUGGAGAACCGGAGAAGACAGCCCGACGCGGAGACUAUUCCCCUCUGCAGUCCGAGAACAUGGAGUACAAGCGUGCCAGCAUGUCCAGCCCGAAGGGCCUGCACAGAGAACACAGCAAUGCCUCAGACCGCCGCACCGAGCGGACAGUGGUUACGACGCGCGAAAAGGUCCAGGUCAAGACGCGAAAUCCGGUCAAGGAGUCGGCCAAUGCGGGAAAUCGGGGCGAUUGGGAAAAGUCGAGGACGAAAAAGUCCUCUCAACCUGAAUCAAGCAGUGGGCAUCGUAAGAAGAAGGACGCAGUAGAAGUGCCAUGGAAUCCGCAGGCUUCGUUGAUUCCUCACGCUGCUGCUCCUCUUGCGUCGCGCGUGUCUGUGCCUCCUUUGGCUUCGGCGACACCGGCCUCACUACAGCCUACUCCGUUUCGGGAGCUGUCCAUAGACGCACAGGAGCAAGCCAUCUUGCAGGAUCUGCUGUUCGUUUUUAUGGGCUACGAGGGACAAUAUAUCCAUUACCACAGCUCCUACGACCCUUCCGAGGAGAAGGACCGGCUAGUUGGCCCGUCUUACCAGAUCGCACCCGGCUUGGAUCCGAGCCUGAAAGAUCUCACCGUUUCCAUGCUCAAGAUGGCGACACAUUACAGCGCGCUGGAGGCUUUUGUGGAAGUGCAGAGUCGGCCCGAGUAUGGGCAAGUCAGUCACGCUCUAUGUGCUGCGAUCAGAAAGCUACUCAAAGACUAUCUGAUCCUCAUCGCACAAUUGGAAAACCAGCUGCUCAACAACCCGAAUUUUACCCUUCAUGUCCUUCACCUUCACACCAUGCCGACAAGUCAGAGCUUAGCUCAGCUCUAUUCUCUUGGCCAAGAACUGCUGAAACGGAACGGCCUCCUUGAUCAAGAUUUGGACGAGUCGAUUGAUGACUUUGACGAUGUCGACAACAUCCUGGAGCAGCUGAAGGAAGGAGGAGACCUGGUGCCCGGAAGCAUGUCCAGCAAGAAGAUCUGCAAAGGGGGUAACGUCCUCGGGUUACUGACAGAGAGACUUGCGACGUUUUCCGGUGACCCAGCCACUAAAACAUUACUUCAGACGCUGCUCCGGGAAGCCAGUCGUCCGUAUAUGGCGAUGCUCAACGAGUGGCUGCAUCAUGGUGGCAUCAAAGACCCUCAUGGGGAGUUCCUGAUCAAGGAGCAAAAAUGGAUUAAACGAGAAAAGCUGGAGGAGGAUUACACCGAUGAAUACUGGGAAAAACGAUAUACCAUCCGUGAGAAUGAGGUACCUCCACAGCUCGACGCUGUCAGAGACAAGGUCCUGUUGGCCGGGAAGUAUCUCAAUGUGGUGCGGGAGUGCGGUGGAGUUGAUGUCAGCAAAGCUGUCAAGGACGUUCCGAAAACGUUCGACGAUCCUCGCUUCCUAGACAAUGUGAAUGCGGCAUACGCCUAUGCGAAUGCGUCGCUGUUGAAUCUUCUCCUUACCAAGAACUCCCUCACGACGCGCUUCCGUUCGCUGAAACAUUAUUUCUUCCUGGACCGCUCAGACUUCUUCUCCUACUUCCUCGAACUGAGCUCUUCGGAAUUGCGAAAGCCGGCCAAGAAUGUCAAUGAGAGCAAGCUGCAGUCGCUGCUGGACUUGGUUCUCCGACAGCCUGGCAGUAUUGCUGCGCAGGACCCAUUCAAGGAGGAUGUCAAAGUUCGUAUGAACAAAAUCGGGCUUACCAAAUGGCUCAUGCAGGUCGUCAGCGUGUCCGGCAUCGAUCAAGACAACCCGGAUGGCGGGAUUGAGAAAUACCAGACGCCGACGGUGCAAACAACAGAAGAAGACAAAGAUAUUAUCGGGUUCGAUGCCCUCGAGCUCGACUACAUGGUGCCCUUUCCCUUGUCUCUCGUCAUCAGCCGGAAGACGGUGCUGCGAUACCAGCUCAUCUUUCGGCAUCUGCUGUCACUUCGUCAUCUGGAGACUAUGCUGGCCACUGCGUGGCUAGAUCAGAACAAAGUUCUUGGCUGGAGGCACAAGUCCUCCGAUCGACGGCUGGAGAUGUGGAAGAGAAGGGCAUGGACGCUGCGUGCGAAAAUGCUGGUGUUUGUGCAGCAGCUUCUCUACUUCUGCACGGCUGAGGUCAUUGAGCCGAACUGGCAGAAUCUCAUGGAACGAGUCAACGGGACCCAGGCGGGCGGCGAGGUGACUGAAAACGGGACCAAGCAAGUCAACCGGACGGUGGAUGAGCUGAUGCAGGAUCACGUCGAUUUCCUGGAUACGUGUCUCAAGGAGUGCAUGCUGACGCAGGCGAAACUCCUCAAGGUAGGUUGGGGUGCCAUUGACGAGUUGAACGCUUGUUCUGACAAUUUCCGGCAGAUCCACUCCAAGCUGAUGACUUGCUGCACCAUGUUUGCGUCCUGGACGGCGUCCUCACUCGGGCGGAGUCUGGCAACUGCUGAUCCCGACCUGUCGGCGGGAGGGCCAAAUGCCCCGGCCGACGCGAAGCCGUAUGAUCCUAGCCGACUAGGAAAGCUGGAAGACACGCUCAAGCGAUACGAAGACCAUUUCAACCGACAUCUGCGGAUUCUGAUGGACAGCUUGAACUACUUUGCGGCGACGGAGAGCGUUGUCUUGUUGAAACUGGCUCAUUCUUUGAGUUCUAUCAGCAAAGACGAUUAG